Capsicum annuum is the source of this 1675-nucleotide messenger RNA. Its product is annotated as cinnamoyl-CoA reductase 1. The transcript has 5 exons. Gene Ontology annotation, molecular function: oxidoreductase activity, acting on the CH-OH group of donors, NAD or NADP as acceptor. The record is from RefSeq and is a predicted model, not a curated record. The coding region runs from base 410 to 1408 and encodes 332 amino acids. Lineage: Eukaryota; Viridiplantae; Streptophyta; Magnoliopsida; Solanales; Solanaceae.
AUUCACCAGAGUAAGUUAUACCAACAAGGUGGACUCAAGGGUGUCACCCAGUAAUGAAUAAAAUGCAUUGAUAAUUAUGCAUGAAAUUUCGAUUUCAAAUCUCACUACAGACAAAAAUACAUGGUGAUUUUUUCUCAUCUGUUUUACUUUUGAUGAAUAGAGUUAUUUGAUAUUUGUUACUGGUAGAAGUUCGAGGAGCCAAAAGCUAACACGGAAGGUUAUAAAAAAGGAGUUACACCAACAUAUUUAAGCCAAAAAGUUGGUGACCAUAAUACUACUAUAUAUACACACUCCAUUCCCUCUAUUUUACAUAUAACUUUUCAACAAAAGUACCUUAGCUAAUUCUAUUCCAUCAGUACCCUUGUCUAUAUCAUCUUAUCUUAUCAGAAAAAAAUUCUUGUUAGCUAGCAUGCCAUCAGUUUCCGGCCGAGUCGUCUGUGUUACCGGUGCCGGAGGCUUCAUCGCCUCUUGGCUCGUUAAACUUCUUCUGGAAAAAGGCUACACUGUUAGAGGAACCGUAAGGAGUCCUGAUGAUCCAAAGAAUAAUCAUUUGAGGGAACUUGAUGGAGCAAAAGAGAGGCUGACUCUUUACAGAGGUGAUCUUCUUGAUUAUCAGAGUUUGCGUGAAGCAAUCAACGGCUGUGAUGGAGUUUUCCACACGGCUUCACCAGUUACUGAUGAUCCAGAACAAAUGGUGGAGCCAGCAGUUAUUGGUACUAAAAAUGUGAUUACAGCAGCAGCUGAGGCUGAAGUAAGACGGGUUGUGUUCACUUCCUCAAUUGGAGCUGUCUACAUGGACCCAAACAGAGACCCUGAAAAAGUUGUCGACGAGACUUGCUGGAGUGAUCCUGAUUUCUGCAAGAACACUAAGAAUUGGUAUUGUUAUGGAAAGAUGGUGGCAGAACAAGCGGCGUGGGACGAGGCAAGGAACCAAGGUGUUGAUUUGGUGGCAAUCAAUCCAGUGUUGGUGCUUGGACCAUUGCUUCAAAAUACUGUGAAUGCUAGUGUUCUUCACGUCCUCAAGUACCUGACUGGGUCAGCUAAAACAUAUGCCAACUCAGUUCAAGCAUAUGUGCACGUUAAAGACGUGGCUCUAGCUCACAUACUUCUCUACGAGACCCCUUCAGCAUCUGGCCGUUACCUCUGUGCCGAGAGUGUGCUUCACCGUGGUGAUGUGGUUGAAAUUCUAGCCAAAUUCUUCCCGGAGUAUCCCAUCCCCACCAAGUGUUCGGAUGAGACGAAGCCAAGGGUAAAACCGUACAAAUUCUCAAACCAAAAACUGAAGGAUUUGGGUCUGGAAUUUGCACCAGUGAAAGAAUGCUUAUAUGAGACAGCGAAGAGCUUACAGGAGAAAGGUCACCUUCCAAUUCCUACUCAAAAGGACGAAAUUAUACGAAUUCAGACUUAGCUUUAUUAUGUACCAUGAACCAAAUGUUGCACCUAGAAUUAUGCAAUUGAUCAAUUGGGUACUCUUUUUACGAUGUUCAAGGAAAUGUUUUAACUGUUUCCCUUGUUGUUACAAGUGUAAAGUAGCCCAAAACAUGAAUACUUUUACCAUGGAUUGCUAUUAACCUUUAUGUAAUAAUUUCUGUACUAUAUCUUUGGAGUGUUCAACUUAAUGAUCUAUCUUUCUAUAAUGGAAUGGUUGCGCUUUAGUGUUUUGGUUAUUGGUAAA